Molecule: messenger RNA, 2358 nt
Organism: Tinamus guttatus (white-throated tinamou)
Lineage: Eukaryota; Metazoa; Chordata; Aves; Tinamiformes; Tinamidae
Gene: SLC6A5
Product: solute carrier family 6 member 5
Biological process (GO): nitrogen compound transport; amino acid import across plasma membrane; sodium ion transmembrane transport
Cellular component (GO): plasma membrane
Molecular function (GO): amino acid:sodium symporter activity
Source: RefSeq, a predicted model, not a curated record
AUGAACAAGCAGAUUGUCAACAGCCCCGAAACAGUCGCUCCUGGACCAAACGAAGGUGCGGGAGUCGUAAGAAUCAACCCCGAAAAUGAGCCGCAGAGCGUCCCACCGCAAGCCCUGGCCGCGACGCUGCCCAGGCCGCCCUGCUCGCUCUCUAGCGACAACAAAACUCUCGCCUCUGAAGAAACCAAAGCAAACGAUUUGGAGAGGACCAAAGUCGGGAUCUGCAAGCUCAGCAGCACCCCGGUGCAAGCCAACUCCCCCCUCCGCAGGGAAUCUCUAGAGACCUUUCCGUACCAGCUCGCCCCGGGGGCAGGAGCCGCCGGGCAGGCUAUUAUCCCUCACUGCAAAAUUCCCGCUUUGCAAAGCACAGUCGGGGACGCUACUCUGAACCUUAGCAAGAACACGCUGGAGCAAAACGACGCCAAAGGCGCCUGGGCGACCUUGAGCCAGAGCACUGUGGUGCUGGGCGCAGAUGGCAACACUUCUGUUCUCCCUGGCAGAGUCGAGGGGGAAGACGAUGCAGGGGAUGAAAAUAAAGCCCGAGGGAACUGGUCCAGCAAGCUGGAUUUCAUCCUCUCCAUGGUGGGUUAUGCGGUGGGGCUGGGCAAUGUCUGGAGAUUCCCGUACCUGGCCUUUAAGAAUGGGGGAGGUGCCUUCCUCAUCCCCUACUUGAUGAUGUUGGCCCUCGCGGGGAUCCCCAUCUUCUUCCUGGAAGUCUCCCUGGGGCAGUUUGCCAGCCAGGGGCCCGUGUCGGUCUGGAAAGCCAUCCCCGCCUUGCAAGGCUGUGGCAUUGCGAUGCUCAUCAUCUCUGUUCUGAUAGCCAUAUAUUACAAUAUUAUCCUGUGCUACACUCUUUUCUAUCUUUUUGCAUCCUUUGUACCCGUGCUACCUUGGGCUUCCUGUAACAAUCCCUGGAACACUCCGGAUUGUAAAGAUAAAAACAAACUUUUAUUAGAUUCUUGCAUUGUCGGUGAUCACCCAAAGAUACAGAUCAAGAACUCCACUUUCUGUAUGAGCGCCUAUCCCAACUUGACCAUGGUUAACUUCACCAGCCAAGGAAACAAGACAUUUGUCAGCGGAAGUGAAGAAUAUUUCAAGUAUUUUGUAUUAUUUGCAGGAAUUGAAUAUCCUGGUGAGAUUAGAUGGCCCUUGGCGCUGUCUCUUUUCCUAGCAUGGGUGAUUGUAUAUGCCUCUCUUGCUAAAGGAAUCAAGUCAUCAGGAAAAGUGGUGUACUUUACAGCUACAUUUCCCUAUGUGGUUCUCAUUAUCCUGCUCAUAAGAGGAGUAACCUUGCCAGGUGCUGGAGCUGGAAUCUGGUACUUCAUCACACCAAAGUGGGAGAAGCUAAUUGAUGCUAUGGUUUGGAAAGAUGCUGCCACACAGAUUUUUUUCUCCUUAUCUGCGGCAUGGGGAGGCUUAAUUACUCUCUCUUCUUACAACAAAUUCCAUAAUAAUUGCUACAGGGACACGUUGAUAGUCACAUGCACCAACAGUGCCACAAGCAUAUUUGCAGGCUUUGUCAUCUUCUCGGUUAUUGGCUUCAUGGCGAAUGAACUGAAAGUAAACAUUGAAGCUGUAGCAGACCAAGGUCCUGGAAUUGCUUUUGUGGUUUACCCAGAAGCCUUAACAAGGCUCCCCCUUUCUCCCUUCUGGGCUAUAAUAUUCUUUUUGAUGCUUCUGACGCUUGGACUGGACACCAUGUUUGCCACUAUUGAGACUAUAGUGACCUCUGUUUCGGAUGAGUUUCCCAAAUACUUACGUACACACAAGGCACUGUUCACUCUUGGGUGCUGCGUUUCCUUCUUCAUUAUGGGUUUUCCUAUGAUUACUCAGGGUGGAAUGUACAUGUUACAGCUUGUGGACACUUAUGCAGCUUCUUAUUCUCUUGUCAUCAUUGCCAUCUUUGAGCUUGUUGGAGUUUCCUAUAUAUACGGAUUGCAAAGAUUUUGUGAAGAUAUAGAAAUGAUGAUUGGAUUCCAGCCAAGCAAAUUCUGGAGAGUCUGUUGGGCAUUUGUGACCCCCACUAUUUUAACAUUCAUUCUCUGCUUCAGCUUUUACCAAUGGGAACCAAUGACUUACGGAGCUUACCACUAUCCAGCCUGGUCCAUGGUCCUUGGGUGGUUGAUGCUGGCCUGCUCAGUUAUUUGGAUCCCAAUAAUGUUUGUAAUAAAAAUGCAUCUAGCCCCUGGCAAAUUUAUUGAGCGGCUCAAGCUGGUGUGCUCUCCACAGCCCGACUGGGGUCCGUUUUUGGCCAAGCACCGUGGUGAACGUUACAUGAACAUGAUCGAUCCACUGGGAACCUCCUCCCUGGGACUUAAACUGCCAGUGAAGGAUAUAGAACUGGGGACCCAAUGCUAA